AUGAAAUCACAGUAAUUAGCCCCUUUGCUGCAAAAGUCCCCCGCGCUCCGGCUCAGUACGGCAAACGUAUUGCCGUAUCCAGUCCAACCCACUCAUCUCACAUGCCCAUCCAUUCCCCAAAUCUCCCAUCUCACGUGCCCUUUACCCUAAGAUCCCAGUUCCCACACUCCUUAUCCCAAUUAAACCAGCGCGUGUAGCGCCUCUUUUCACUUUCUCCUCCUCCCUGAAACACCCGAAUAAAAACUCUCCUCUCCCAUUCAUCCCCAUUUCGCAUUUCGCUCUCCAAACCCUAACAGAAAAAGAGCCUAAUCGGAUCAAAAUCCCUGAUAAUCACAAUGGAUGCCCAAGACAACAGCCUAUACGAAACGGCGUCGCAGCCAGACACAGCAACAGACGCCUACACCUUCCUUGAAUUCAACACACAAGGCGAAUCCGAUUUUGACUACCCCGAAUUCCGCUCUCCGGUGAACUGGCCCACUCCUUCCGACUCACUUGCCGCCACAUCCUCCUCCGUAGACCCUACCUCAUCCGACCACCGUGCCGCCGCUUCCAAUUCCGAUCACCACUCUGAUUCACCUGCUGCGUCUCCUGCUGCGUCAAAAUCUGCUGCGCGUGGAGGAGCGAAUAGUGGGACCCAGGGGGUGGUGGAGGGGUUAGUGGCGAGUAUGGGAGGGUUGAAUUUUGAAGAGACGGGAGAUGAUGAUGGGUAUGAUUUUGGGAAAGGGGAUUUUACGGAGCACGCGUGUAGGUACUGUGGGGUUUCGAAUCCUGCGUGUGUAGUGAGGUGUAAUGUGCCGUCCUGUAGAAAGUGGUUUUGUAAUUCGAGAGGGAAUACCUCUGGUUCGCAUAUUGUUAAUCAUCUGGUUCGAGCAAAGCAUAAAGAGGUCUGUCUCCAUAAAGACAGCCCUCUUGGAGAAACAAUACUUGAGUGCUACAACUGUGGUUGCCGAAAUGUGUUUCUACUUGGAUUUAUAUCAGCCAAGACAGAAAGUGUUGUUGUCCUCCUCUGUAGGGAACCUUGCUUGAAUGUUAAUGCACUGAAGGACAUGAACUGGGACCUGAGCCAGUGGUGCCCCCUAAUUGAUGAUAGGUGUUUUCUACAGUGGCUUGUGAAGAUCCCAUCUGAACAGGAGCAGUUGAGGGCACGCCAAAUUAGUGCUCAACAAAUAAAUAAAGUAGAAGAACUUUGGAAAACAAAUCCUGAUGCCACCCUUGAAGAUCUUGAGAAGCCUGGUGUUGAUGAUGAACCUCAGCCUGUAGCAUUGAAGUAUGAAGAUGCAUAUCAGUAUCAAAAUGUAUUUGCUCCACUUAUUAAGCUUGAAGCUGACUACGAUAAAAUGAUGAAAGAGUCUCAAAGCAAGGAUAAUGUCACUAUUCGAUGGGAUAUUGGCCUUAACAAGAAGCGUGUUGCAUAUUUUGUAUUUCCAAAGGAGGACAAUGAGUUGCGCCUUGUACCCGGUGAUGAGUUGCGACUGCGCUAUUCUGGAGAUGCAGCUCAUCCAGCAUGGCAAUCAGUUGGGCACGUGAUCAAGCUAACUGCACAAGAGGAGGUUGCACUCGAGCUUCGUGCUAGUCAGGGAGUUCCUGUUGAUAUGAACCAUGGUUUUAGUGUUGAUUUUGUUUGGAAGAGUACAAGCUUUGACCGAAUGCAGGGAGCAAUGAAAACUUUUGCAGUGGAUGAAACCAGUGUCAGUGGGUAUAUAUACCAUCACUUGUUGGGCCAUGAGGUUGAGAAUCAAACAGUUCGCAGUGCAUUGCCUCGCCGUUUUGGUGCACCUGGUCUCCCAGAGCUGAAUGCAUCACAAGUUCUUGCUGUGAAGAAUGUCCUCCAGAAGCCUAUAAGUUUGAUUCAAGGUCCACCUGGAACAGGAAAAACUGUCACUUCUGCCGCCAUUGUAUAUCAUAUGGCUAAACAGGGACAAGGACAGGUUUUGGUGUGUGCCCCAAGUAAUGUAGCUGUAGAUCAGCUAGCUGAGAAGAUAAGUGCCACCGGCUUAAAGGUUGUUAGGCUAUGUGCAAAAUCAAGGGAAGCUGUUAGUUCUCCUGUUGAGCAUCUCACCCUUCACUAUCAGGUUAGACAUCUAGACACUUCAGAGAAAAGUGAACUUCACAAGUUGCAACAGUUGAAAGAUGAACAAGGAGAACUGUCCAGUAGUGAUGAGAAAAAAUACAAAGCUCUGAAACGAGCAACAGAAAGGGAAAUUUCUCAAAGUGCUGAUGUCAUCUGUUGCACUUGUGUUGGUGCUGGAGAUCCUCGGUUGGCAAAUUUUAGGUUUCGCCAGGUACUUAUUGAUGAGUCAACUCAGGCGACUGAACCAGAGUGUCUCAUUCCUUUGGUACUUGGGGCGAAGCAGGUCGUUUUUGUUGGUGACCAUUGCCAGCUUGGUCCUGUCAUUAUGUGCAAGAAAGCUGCUCGUGCUGGGUUAGCCCAGUCUCUCUUUGAGCGCCUUGUUUUACUUGGUGUGAAACCAAUUAGAUUGCAGGUUCAAUAUCGCAUGCACCCAUCUCUUUCUGAAUUUCCAUCCAACAGCUUUUAUGAAGGCACUCUGCAAAAUGGUGUGACUGUCAAUGAGAGACAGUCAUCAGGCAUUGAUUUCCCUUGGCCUGUGCCAAAUCGUCCACUGUUCUUUUAUGUCCAGAUGGGACAAGAAGAGAUAAGUGCCAGUGGGACAUCCUAUCUAAAUCGUACUGAGGCUGCAAAUGUUGAAAAAAUUGUAACUACGUUUUUGAGGAGCGGUGUAGUCCCUAGCCAGAUUGGAGUGAUAACACCUUACGAGGGACAGAGAGCAUAUAUUGUGAAUUAUAUGUCAAGAAACGGUGCCCUCAGACAGCAACUAUACAAAGAAAUUGAGGUUGCAAGUGUUGAUUCAUUUCAAGGAAGGGAAAAGGACUACAUUAUUUUGUCUUGUGUUAGGAGCAACGAACAUCAGGGCAUUGGAUUUCUUAAUGAUCCUCGGAGAUUGAAUGUAGCUCUAACCCGUGCUCGAUAUGGUAUUGUCAUCUUGGGAAACCCUAAAGUUCUAAGUAAGCAGCCUUUGUGGAAUAGCUUAUUAACUCACUACAAGGAACAUGAGUGCUUGGUUGAAGGACCUUUGAAUAACUUGAAGCAGAGUAUGGUUCAAUUUCAAAAGCCCAAAAAGAUUUAUAACGAUAGGAGGCUUUUCUUUGGUGGUGGACCUGGAAUUGUCCUUAAUGAUAAUUUUGGGUCUGUUGCCUCAGCUAGCCCAAAUGCUGAUAGAAGAAACUCCCGUGCCAGGGGAUCUUAUAUGCCACCUGCCCCACCCAAUGGUACCCACAAGCCUGGUGCUCAUCCUGCUGGGUUUCCAAUGCCUCGGGUCCCCAUUCCACCAUUUCAUGGUGAUCCACCUUCUCAACCAUAUGCUAUUCCAACUCGUGGGGCUGUGCAUGGGCCAAUUGGAGCUGUUCCUCAAGUCCCUCAGCCAGGAAGUCGAGGUUUUGGUGCUGGGCGCGGCAAUGCUGGUGCACCUAUUGGAAGUCAUCUCCCACACCAGCAAGGCACUCAGCAAGGCAUUGGGAACAUUGGAUCUUUCAAUUUUUCUUCCCUGGAGAAUCCAAAUAGCCAGCCAUCUGUGGGUAGUGCAUUAUCUCAGCCUGGAUAUAAUAAUAUUCCAGUUCAGGGAUCGAGCCAAACAUUUCGUGAUGGAUUUUCCAUGGGGGGUAUGUCCCAGGAGUUCUUGGGUGAUGAUUUCAAAAGCCAGGGAUCGCAUGUUCCUUACAAUGUUGCUGAUUUCUCCACUCAGGCAUCUCAAAGUGGAUAUGCUGUGGAUUAUGUUACGCAAGGAGCCCAAGGCGGGUUUCCAGGCAACUUCUUGAAUCAGAAUUCUCAAGCUGGAUUUUCUCGUUUUGGUUCUGGAAAUGAUUUCAUGUCUCAGGAUUACAUGGCUCAUGGAUCACAAGGGCUGUUCACUCAGGUUGGCUUUAAUGAUCCCUCACAAGAUGAUGCAUCGCAAAGCCACUUUGGCAUAACCAAUCCGAGCCAACUUCAAUCUCAGGGCUUGAUGAAUUCCCUUUACUCUCAGCCCUUUGCCCACUACAACACUCAGCCGGUGAACUUACAGGCUCCACAACAGCAGUCUCAGCAGGGUCAGGGCACCCAAAACCAGAAAAUCCAUUACAACGGUUGAGAGUGCAUGGUAAAUUUUUUUUUGUGUGUGGCUAUGAUGGGUUAUGAUCUUUGAAUUCAGCAACUUGGUUUGUGUCGUCACAUGUGCCCUAAUAUAUCUCUGCCAAGAGCGCAGAAGAGUUUGUCGUCCUCUUGAGGUCAGUUUUGGUAUACUUCAGUAGCCAAAGAAUACCUUGGAUGAUAAGAAUAAAAGAUAGUGAGCCAUAGCUCUGCUAUGGGGCGUGUGAGCAGAUGUGGGCUGCACAUCCGAGGCUGAGAAAGAAAAGGAUAAACCCAAUUGCCUGCUUAAAGUAGAGUGUUUUGAGAAGGUAAAGUUGUUCCGAAGGAGCAUUACAUGGCAUGCUUUGCUGGAAGGGUGUGGACGUCGUGAUGAGGGGUAUAUAUAAUACUUGACCUACAGGGGAGACCCCUAUUAAUUAUACGAAAGCAGUAACCACCACUGAAGAGUUUCUCACAGCGAUGGGGGAAGUCGCCUGACCCUUUCAGCUCUUCCUGACAUGUAAUUAUACUCUUAUAAUCAGCAGCUAGAUGGUUAGACGAUGAUAUCCUAGGAAUUCAUACUGUGCGGCCAGCCAGUGAUAUCUUGCACUUGGCUGGUAUGCUUCAAGUGUGGGAUUGGUUUUUACAUCAAAUGGGCUUUGCUUUAAAUUCUUGGUCCCAUGGGGUUUCUGCAAGGUCACAGAUCUGUACUCUUGGGAGACUAAUGAGUAAUAUCUAAUGAAUAGUGGCGAUGGUUUCUGCUUGUAA
Messenger RNA from Populus nigra (black poplar), 4891 nucleotides. RefSeq names its product regulator of nonsense transcripts 1 homolog. Gene Ontology annotation, biological process: nuclear-transcribed mRNA catabolic process, nonsense-mediated decay. Lineage: Eukaryota; Viridiplantae; Streptophyta; Magnoliopsida; Malpighiales; Salicaceae. Gene Ontology annotation, molecular function: hydrolase activity; DNA binding; zinc ion binding. The transcript has 29 exons. Bases 336 to 4145 code for a protein of 1269 amino acids. Gene Ontology annotation, cellular component: cytoplasm. The record is from RefSeq and is a predicted model, not a curated record.